AACAGAGUUAGGUGCUACAUGUCGAAAAUUUUGCACCUCUUUGGUGACGCCAUUCGUGCUUGAUUACGUGCAAUUGAUGAGUAUACCUUUCGAGGAUUUUGCAAGCAUUAUGCUUCUUUUUACCGGCUUAAUAUGGUAAUCUCGAGUUUUUAAUGCUACUAUGAUUGCUGAAACUUUUGCUUGAAUCCAACGUCUAAGUAUUGCCUCAUUUGGUCCUCAUGUACUACAAAUUGCUAGUGCUUUCGAGUUUUUGGUUUGCUUGAGUUAAUGCAGGCACUUCCACCACCUAUCUAGACUUCCCUUGGGAAAAAAAUUGCAUUCCACUUGAGAAUCAAGCAAUUAUUUAAAGUGUUACUGGACCAUAAUAUUGUAUUCACAAUCUACAGUCAAGCAUUCUUGGACAAGGAUUCGCAUGAUUUAACAAAUUAGUUUACCGAAUAUAGGCUUCCACAUUUUUUGGUGCAUAUUCACUAAUUCACUUGCUCAAGAACCAGGGGUCGAUGAGAGACAUGUCAGUAUCUCAAGGUGGCAGAUGGAGCUCCUGCUAGUAUUGACUUAAAAAAUGAUAGGCAUGUGCUGUGAUGAUGGUGAUAUUGGUUGCUCCAGUUACUAGGAUGGUUCUUAUAGUCCGAAAUAUAGAAGUCGGCCAAUAUUGAAGCGUCCUAAUGUGACGUCACAUUCAGGCAGAAUCAGGCCAGUGGCGAUGUUGGAAACUGUUCAGGAGAUUGCCAUCUACAUUCAUAGAUUUCAUAAUCUUGACCUUUUUCGGCAGGGAUGGUAUCAAAUUAAGAUUACUAGUAGAUGGGAGGACAAUGAAAAAAUCUCUUUUGGGACUCCAGCUAGAGUUGUUCAAUACGAAGCUCCUGAUCUAGGUUCUGGUAAUUUAUAUGGUAUAUGGAGAAUUGAUGAUGCGGACCACAGUUUCUCAACACAUCCCUUUCAGAUAAAAUAUGCUAGACAGGACAUUCAUUUAUGUAUGAUGAUCUCGUUCAUCUUAUCCCCUGGUAAAUUUGAGGGUUUAUCGACAGCUGCUGCUAUUUUGAAGUUUGAACUUAUGUUUUCUCCCAAUUUGGAGGAUGGUGUUGGAUUGCAAGCUUUUCUGGAUGCUUCCCCUGCUGCUGUUCAUGAAUUUCGGAUUCCUCCCAAAGCCCUUUCAGGAUUGCAUUCAUAUUGUCCUGUCCAUUUUGAUGCCUUACAUGCAGUGCUUGUUGAUGUAAGUGUACAUGUCAGUCUACUGAAAGCUGCUUCUUACAGGUCUGCUUCGAAGGUACCCAGCAAUUCUGGCAGUCCCGGAGUGAUUGCUGAUGAAAGUUGCGGCACAUCAAAUCCAGAAGCAAGUGGCGUUACUUCUGAAGUUGCAAAGAAUGUUGCAGUCGUUAAAGCUUUACUAACUGCUUGUGAUAUAUUGCUUGAAGAACUGCAAAAGUUCAGCAAAGCAGUUGGUCGAGCUAUUGAUUUUUCUGAGGCAAAAAUGAACAAUCCAACGUUAUUAACUUCUAUUCUGCAAGCAAAGCAGCUUGGUGCAGAUGUUGAAGUUUCAGGAGAAGGCAAACCACAAAAUGGUCUUGAGAGAGGAAAUGGUGCUCUGGAUCUUCAUAAUGCUGAAGUUCUUUGUUCCUUAUCCAAGAACGAACUGAUGGGCUGUUAUCAUUCAUUGGGAGAUCAGUCCAUGUAUUUAUGGAGUUUAUUUCUUAAGUUCCACCGGGAUAACAAAACAAAGAUUCUUGAGUUUUUACGUGAUGCAUGGGCUAAGGAUCGGAAAGCUGAGUGGUCAGUAUGGAUGGUGUACUCUAAGUUUGAGAUGCCUCAUCAUCAUAUAAAUAGUGGCAGUGAUGAAUCUUCCCGCCGUGGUGUACAUAGAAGAACUGCCAGUUCAUGGCAGUUACCUGAUAAUCCUCCUCAGACCGCAGCUACACGUGCUGAUCUCCAUCGAAAGAGCAUUGCACAGAUGAGGAUCAACAACCGGUCAAUUCAAGAUAUGUAUAUAUUUGGAGAUCCUUCACGAGUACCAAUUGUGAUUGUAGAACGUAUGAUGAGCACAACACGCCGUACUAAUAGUGAAAAUUCAUACCUAAGACAUGUUGAACUUGUAGAAUCACUCACCUUACGAACUGACAGCUCUGGCACUGUACACAAGAAAUCCGCGCCACAAAGUAAUGCUCGUGUGUUGAAGAUUGUUGUCUUUGUGCAUGGAUUUCAGGGGCAUCAUCUAGAUCUACGGCUUAUCCGGAAUCAAUGGCUUUUGAUAGAUCCCGUGGCUGAAGUUCUUAUGUCCGAGGUUAAUGAGGAUAAAACAUCUGGAGAUUUUAGAGAAAUGGGACACAGGCUGGCUCAAGAAGUCAUAUCUUUUGUUAAAAGAAAAAUGGACAAGGCAUCAAAAUGUGGGAAUUUAGAAGAUAUUAGGAUAAGUUUUGUCGGACACUCGAUUGGUAAUCUCAUUAUAAGAACAGCUAUUGCAGAUAGCAUGAUGGAACCUUUCCUAAGACAUCUUCAUACAUAUGUUUCUGUAUCUGGUCCGCACUUGGGUUAUCUCUAUAGUUCGAACUCUUUGUUUAAUUCUGGAUUGUGGCUUUUGAAGACUCUGAAAGGCACACAAUGCAUUCAUCAGUUGACUUUCACCGAUGAUUCAGAUAUCCAAAAUACCUUCCUCUAUAAACUGUGUAAGCAGAAGACAUUGGGCCACUUCAAACAUAUUAUCUUGCUAUCUUCUCCUCAGGAUGGUUAUGUACCCUACCACUCUGCUCGAAUUCAAUCAUGCCAAGCCGCUUCAAAUGAUAAUUCAAAGAAGGGAAGAGCGUUCAUGGAGAUGCUCAAUAGUUGCUUGGACCAAAUCCGUGCCAAUCCCUCUGAACGUCGAGUGUUCAUGCGCUUUGAUGUUAAUUUUGAUACCACUGCCUAUGGCAAGAAUCUGAACUCCUUCAUAGGGCGGGCCGCUCAUAUUGACUUUCUAGAAUCUGACAUUUUUGCAAAGUUCAUAAUGUGGUCUUUUCCCCAGCUUUUUCGAUAGCAGCUGCUUGAAGCGCCCCCUUUUGCACUCCCCACAGGCAUGAACAAUUCUCAGUAAGAGGAUCUCCAAUGAUUGCCAAGGAAUGGUUUGUUCGGGGUCUCUCAAGAUGGACGUCUGAACUAUAUAAUCUUGGGCCUCAGCUUGUUAGUUUCGGACAUCUACUUGUAUACGCAGCUUUAGGGAGGAUCCAUAUAUAAUGAUGUAAUUAUUGUAGGCUUAGGUACAUCUCCACCAGAUGUAGGUUAGAAAUGGUUUUAAGAAAUACAUGGGAGAGAAUCCACAUUUGGAAGUUGGCAUGCAGUCACAUCGUUGCGAUUAUCUGUUUUUUUUUUUUUACCCCCUCUUUUCCGUUUCCUGGGCUCAUCUUAUUGCCUUUUCUUUUUCAAUCAAAACGAGAAGCCGAUUGCAUUAUGGGUAAUAUAAAAAAGUAUCGAUCCUCU
Molecule: messenger RNA, 3447 nt
Organism: Neltuma alba
Lineage: Eukaryota; Viridiplantae; Streptophyta; Magnoliopsida; Fabales; Fabaceae
Product: protein FAM135B
Exons: 16
Coding region: 704-3007 (767 amino acids)
Biological process (GO): lipid metabolic process
Source: RefSeq, a predicted model, not a curated record